Linnemannia hyalina is the source of this 654-nucleotide messenger RNA. NCBI's taxonomy places the organism in Eukaryota, Fungi, Mortierellomycota, Mortierellomycetes, Mortierellales, Mortierellaceae. The record is from the annotation of a GenBank genome assembly.
AUGAGCGGGAUCUUCAACUUCAGCAAACUGGGUGGCAGGAUUAAGCCCAAGCGAUCCAUCUCGGCCAUCCGCCCUCUUUUCCUCUGCCAGCCCUACUGCAACAACUCCAUCGUCAAGGGAAACUUCAAAACUAUCGUCCAACUCCCCAAAUACGUCGACCCCAACGAAUGGCUCGCCGUCAAUGCAUUCGACUUUUACAACUACGUCAACAUCUUUUACGGAUCCAUCUCGGACUUUUGCACCCCACGCGAAUGCCCCAACAUGUCUGCAGGAUCAGGAUGCGAGUACUUUUGGAUGGAUGGGCAGAAAAAACCGAGUAAAGUGCCUGCCUCUCAAUACAUCGACUUUGUCAUGAACUGGAUCCAAACCCUCAUCAACGACGAAAACACUUUCCCCACCAAAGAUGGACGCGAUUUCCCACCAACGUUUGUCCAAACAGUCCGAGCAAUCUUCAAGCAGCUGACGCGGGUGUUUGCACAUGUGUACCAUUCGCACUACGACAAGAUGCUCUCGCUCUGCCAGGAGGCUCAUUUCAACUCGCUCUUUGCACACUUUGUCAGUUUCGGACGCGAGUUUGAUCUUCUGGACAAGAAGGAUAUCGUCCCCAUGCAGGAAUUGAUCGACAUCAUGGACAACAAUGGCAUCCUCUGCUGA